Messenger RNA from Lepisosteus oculatus (spotted gar), 3647 nucleotides. RefSeq names its product G protein pathway suppressor 1 (gene gps1). The record is from RefSeq and is a predicted model, not a curated record. Gene Ontology annotation, cellular component: COP9 signalosome. Lineage: Eukaryota; Metazoa; Chordata; Actinopteri; Semionotiformes; Lepisosteidae.
CCCCGGAUGUGUUUGUGAGCGCUUGUGUUUCUGCAUAGAAGGAGGAGGAGAUGCCUCUACCCGUGCAGGUCUUUAACUUUCAGGUUGGUGUCGAUGAACUUACAUCACUUUCACAGUUUGUUCACCUAGUCACCGAGUACAGUGCAGACAAUUCAGAAAGGUUAUGUGUGCAUUAGCCAAGGAAAGUUCUAUGUCAGGGACAGGGGGUGUAGAGCAAGCUCAGGAAAGGAUCAGGGAUAGCUCUCCUCCCAGCUCAGCCUCUUCCUCAGUGACAGACCUUUUCUGCACUCCCCACAGCAGUAGGUCUGACCUCUUCCUUUCCUAUACUGCGGGGGACAGCGUCCUUAGCGCCAGCCUAUCAGCCUGUGCGCUGCUACCAGAGGGGGCUGUGGAGCCCAUGCAAAUAGAUGCUGACCCGCAGGAAGACCAGCAGAAUGCACCUGAUACGAAUUAUGUUGUGGAAAAUCCAACACUGGAUCUGGAGCAGUAUGCUUCCAGCUACAGCGGGCUAAUGAGGAUUGAGAGGCUGCAGUUUAUUGCUGACCACUGUCCCCAGCUGCGUGUUGAAGCUCUCAAGAUGGCUCUCUCUUUCGUCCAAAGAACGUUUAAUGUUGAUGUCUAUGAGGAAAUCCACCGCAAGCUUACUGAAGCUACUAGGGAUGUUCAGGGAGUUCCGGAUGCAGUUCCAGAGGGUGGGGUAGAGCCCCCUCCUCUUGAUACAGCCUGGGCCGAGUCCACAAGGAAAAAAGCUCUACUCAAACUGGAGAAACUUGACACAGACCUGAAAAACUACAAGGGAAACUCCAUCAAAGAGAGCAUCAGGAGGGGUCAUGAUGACCUGGGAGAUCAUUAUUUAGACUGUGGUGACCUCAGCAAUGCCUUGAAAUGUUAUUCCCGAGCCCGAGACUACUGCACUAGCGCCAAACACGUCAUCAACAUGUGUCUUAAUGUAAUCAAGGUUAGUGUUUACCUCCAGAACUGGUCCCAUGUCCUUAGCUAUGUCAGCAAGGCUGAAUCCACUCCAGAAAUAGCAGAGCAAAGAGGAGAAAGAGACAGUCAAAACCAGGCAGUCCUCACCAAACUAAAAUGUGCUGCAGGCCUGGCGGAGCUAGCCUCUCGAAAAUACAAACAGGCCGCCAAGUGCUUCCUGCUGGCCUCAUUCGACCACUGCGACUUCCCCGAGCUUCUAUCCCCUAGUAACGUAGCAGUUUAUGGUGGUCUAUGUGCACUGGCUACUUUUGACAGACAGGAACUGCAACGGAAUGUCAUUUCUAGCAGCUCCUUUAAAUUAUUUUUAGAACUGGAGCCUCAAGUUCGUGACAUUAUCUUUAAGUUUUACGAGUCAAAGUAUGCAUCUUGCCUGAAAAUGCUGGAUGAAAUGAAGGAUAACCUUCUGCUAGACAUGUAUCUGGCACCACAUGUAAGGACACUGUACACGCAAAUCAGAAACAGGGCUCUUAUACAGUACUUCAGUCCCUAUGUGUCAGCAGAUAUGAACAAGAUGGCGAUCGCCUUCAACACCACAGUGGCGGCUCUGGAGGAUGAACUGACACAACUGAUUCUGGAGGGCUUAAUCAAUGCAAGGAUCGACUCUCAUAGCAAGAUUCUGUAUGCAAGGGAUGUGGACCAGAGAAGCACAACUUUUGAAAAGUCUCUACAGAUGGGAAAAGAAUUCCAGAGACGAGCAAAAGCCAUGAUCCUGCGGGCUGCUGUGCUGCGUAAUCAGAUUCACGUCAAGGUAACAGGGUCCCCAGGUCCCCUCCAAGAGAAGGUAGCCAAGGCGAACUCACACCUGCCAACAGCCAAACACGAAUGAGCACCAACAUGUGAAGAUUUUAAACCGGAUGCCUCUCUAAGGAAAAGUAAAUGGGGUCUUCAAGGUAUCCCCACCACUGACCCUAUUAGAAAUCAUUUUCCCUGUUGGAGUAACAAAAAUACAAAAAGACUUAAAGUGGGAAGACGAAGUGUGUUAUAUAGAUUGAGGACAAAAAACAGAGCCUGUCGCUCAAAUAAAAAUGUGUUAGAAAAGAAAAAGGUUACAGCUCUCAAGCUGUAUUGUCCCAUUGUUCUUUGUAAGAUGCACUUUCCUUUGUAUCUUGUGACAAACACAUUGAAAAACCUCAUUUACUGAAGUGCACAGAACAAGAUAAUUGAUUUUAAAUUCCGUGUAAGUAUACAUGAACAUUGGGGAUCUUUGGCAGGAUUUUCUUUUCCUUUUCAUUCAUCUUAAGGGUAUGCUAUGGAUGGUAUAGUAAGUCGCCAGUACUAGCCAUCCCCAUAUUCAAGCUGUUUGUAUAAGGAAAUAUUUAAGAAGCCUUCCAAAUAAAGCGUCUCUGUUCCUUAGGCUAAUAUUUUUGUGUGUUUUAUCUUCUAUUAAGCACAUGAAAAGCUGGUUUUACUGCAUUGUCAAUUCAGGGGAGUUUUUUUAUGAUGGGUUUCUUCAUGAGUGUCUUUGUUUUGGUAUUCAUUUAGUUACAUCAUCAAGCAUGUUGAAAAAUCAAUUACAGGGUCUUGUAGGUCACAGCAAAUGGUCACAGCAAAUAGUGCUGAACAAGUUAUAGCUAAAAAGGCUGUAAAAAUAGAUUAGAAAGGUAUUCAGGAUGUAGUGUGACAUAGUGAUGGAGGACUCUGGAGAGGUACCAUAUUAUUUUCGUUGAUCUUUACACUUAAAAUGGAAUGCUAUGCACUUUGCAUUUAAUUAUUUUCAGAGUGCUAAAGGUAUUAUUUUUAAGAAGGACUUGAGAAAAUUGAAACCCUUAGAUUUUAUUUUUGUUCAUUACUAUUUUUUUUAACUUUUUUCCUGAAUGGUUUCUUUAAUUUUUAAUUUUGCUUUGACAUUGUAACCCAAAAUGUCUCAGACACACGCUUUAAAACUCGUAAGAGUUUUUCUCCUUUUCCGAAGCGAGCAAGGUUAUUGUGCUGAUCACAUCUUCCAGAAUAAUCAAAUCUCAUGUUCGUGUCAAGCUUUACUGAAAUCUGCCUGAUCUUGAAAAGAGGUUCUUUAUAAUGGGUAAAAGGAAAUCCAGUUGUUUUGGGUUACUACUGCACAGUCAGGAUAGUCUGUUAAAAAUUCAGUUGCAUAACAGUCUAAUCCAUUUUAAUCUUUACUACAAGAUUCGUUAUGGACUAGCCCAGUGUGAAAAAGUUGUAGAUAUAGCAACAGAGUUCCUGGCAGUAGAGUCAGAAGUAUAAAUUAAGAUUUAACCUUUUCUCUUAAACAGUAAGGAUUUUUUUUUACAUUGUGAUAUUAUUUUUGGAAAAGUAGCAAGUUAAAGGCUAUAUUAAUUUGAACAAAGCAGUGAGUCUAUAAAGUGUUUUUGUUCAUUUCAAAACCUGAUUUUUCUGAUUUCAGAGAUUUUCAAAGGCUUUUGGUUUGGGCUGUGAAAAAGAAUAUUUAACACAAUAUUUAACAGUUGUACAUGGAAUGCCAUGCCCUUUGGGGUUCUCAUAUUUUUAUAUAUGUAUUUGUUUUCUUUACUUAACAUAUAAUUGCACUCGUUGGUAGUCUUGAUUUCUGAAGAAGAGUUCCAAGACAACAGUUCAUUCCAACAAGCCUGUGUGUCCGUUGCUUUUAAAAUUAGAAUUUGAUUUUCACUUGUGUCAAGUGAAUUGAGGCCAUCUGUUGAUUAAAAGAAACCUUCUAAACA